This is a messenger RNA of Solanum stenotomum, 690 nucleotides long. RefSeq lists its product as uncharacterized. The record is from RefSeq and is a predicted model, not a curated record. Bases 142 to 450 code for a protein of 102 amino acids. NCBI's taxonomy places the organism in Eukaryota, Viridiplantae, Streptophyta, Magnoliopsida, Solanales, Solanaceae. The transcript has 4 exons.
UAUCUUUCUAUUUAUGCACUUUUUUCCUACUUGUUUACAAUAUUAUUAUUUUUAUUAUUUCUCUAUUUUUCUCUUCUUCUUGACUAAAAUAAAAUAUUCUACUCAUUUGUUUUGUCCAUUUCCUUCAAAAGUUACUAAAAUAUGUAUCAUCAAAACCAGGAGUACUACCAUUUUCCUUGUUUGUGUUGCAACCCUCAUACUUACAUUAGAAUGGUACAAAAUAUGAUAGAGAGGUGUUUAGUGCUUGGGAUGGAUAGAGAUGAAUGCAUUAAGACAUUAGCUAUACAUGCCAGAAUCCGCCCACUCGUAACACUAACAGUGUGGAGAGAACUUAUAAAGGAGAACAAGGACUUCUUUCAAGCUUAUUUCACCAAUAUAUCAACACAAGUACCCUCCUUAAGCUUUCAAAGAGAACCAAGAUUUGGGAGAAGGAAACAAUAUUGGCAGUAAUUGAAGAAUGAAGAACAAGAUUUCUAGCUAGGAUGUAAUAUAUUUAUGCGUUUUCAAUCAUAAUCUUUUUUAUUUACUAGAUUCUGAAUAUAUAAUAUAUAAUAUAUACAUAUAUAUCAAACAAAUCUUUGUGUGUUAUGGAGCCUGAAAUUCGAACUUUAAGGAAUGUAUGUGAGUUUAGGACUCAUUAAAAGAAGGGAUAAUACAUGACCAAUCCAAUUUUAUUUAGACACUCGAAUU